Canis lupus familiaris (dog) is the source of this 2614-nucleotide messenger RNA. It is a transcript of the gene GUCY1A1, whose product is annotated as guanylate cyclase 1 soluble subunit alpha 1. Gene Ontology annotation, biological process: response to oxygen levels; cGMP biosynthetic process. Gene Ontology annotation, cellular component: guanylate cyclase complex, soluble. Gene Ontology annotation, molecular function: heme binding; guanylate cyclase activity. NCBI's taxonomy places the organism in Eukaryota, Metazoa, Chordata, Mammalia, Carnivora, Canidae. The record is from RefSeq and is marked provisional.
GUCGGCGGGACCGGAGCCGCGGGACCUCACCAUGAUGGAGAAUGUGGCGGUGAAGUUCAGAACUUAAGGUCACAGAACUGGUCCAUGGUAGAGGCAAGAAGCAGACACAGACCACCUGGUCCUAGAGCCUGAACUCAGUCGCUUCUACACUCAGUCUACCACUUUAGGGCACAACUGUGCAUGGCACUGACAUCUGUGUGAACUUACCUCUCCAAUCAUGAAGUCUCUCUCAUGAUCAUCAUCUUCAGACACUCCAGUCACCCGUAUUCUUGAUCUGCUAGUGGCUUCCAUUUGUCACUCCGCAUAAGAAGAACAGCUUUCCCGGAGGUGAUCCACAGCAGGGUGAGAGGCCACUAACACCAUGUUCUGCACGAAGCUGAAGGAUCUCAAGAUCACAGGGGAGUGCCCUUUGUCCUUACUGGCACCUGGGCAGGUUCCCAAAGAGCCAGGAGAAGAGGUAGCGGGAACCUCAGAAAGUGGCAAAGCAACUCUGCCCAUCUGUCAGGAUGUCCCUGAGAAGAAUGUACAAAGAAGUCUUCCUCAAAGAAAGACCAGUAGGAGCCGAGUCUAUCUUCACACUUUAGCAGAGAGUAUUUGCAAACUGAUCUUUCCUGAGUUGGAGCGGCUGAACCUUGCACUUCAGAGAACAUUGGCAAAACACAAAAUAAAAGAAAGCAGGAAAUCUUUGGAAAGAGAAGACUUGGAAAAAAUAAUUACAGACCAAGCAAUUGCAGCAGGAGUUCCAGUGGAAAUCGUCAAAGAAUCUCUCGGUGAAGAACUUUUUAAAAUAUGUUAUGAGGAAGAUGAACACAUCUUGGGUGCGGUUGGAGGAACCCUCAAAGAUUUUUUAAAUAGCUUCAGCACCCUUUUGAAACAGAGCAGCCACUGCCAAGAAGCAGAAAAGAGAGGCCGGUUUGAAGAUGCUUCCAUUCUGUGCCUGGAUAAAGAUCAUGAUUUCUUAAAUGUUUACUAUUUUUUCCCUAAGAGAAUCACGUCCCUGAUUCUUCCGGGCAUCAUUAAGGCAGCUGCUCACAUAUUGUACGAAACCGAAGUGGAAGUGUCACUACUGCCCCCCUGCUUCCGAAAUGAUUGCAGCGAGUUCGUCAAUCAACCCUAUUUGUUGUACUCCCUUCAUGUCAAAAGCACCAAACCAUCCCUGUCCCCAGGCAAACCCCAGUCCUCGCUGGUGAUUCCGGCUUCCCUCUUCUGUAAGACUUUUCCUUUUCAUUUCAUGUUUGACAAAGACAUGACCAUUCUGCAGUUUGGCAAUGGCAUUCGAAGGCUGAUGAACAGGAGAGACUUUCAAGGAAAGCCUCAUUUUGAAGAGUACUUUGAAGUUCUGACUCCGAAGAUCAACCAGACGUUUAGUGGAAUCAUGACUAUGCUGAACAUGCAGUUUGUUGUCCGAGUGAGGAGAUGGGACAACUCUGUGAAGAAAUCUUCCAGGGUCAUGGACCUCAAAGGCCAAAUGAUCUACAUUGUUGAAUCCAGUGCAAUCUUGUUCUUGGGGUCACCCUGUGUGGACAGAUUAGAAGAUUUUACAGGACGAGGGCUCUACCUCUCAGAUAUCCCGAUUCACAAUGCACUGAGGGAUGUAGUCUUGAUAGGGGAACAGGCCAGAGCACAAGAUGGCCUGAAGAAGAGGCUGGGCAAGCUGAAGGCCACCCUUGAGCAAGCCCACCAAGCCCUGGAAGAGGAGAAGAAGAAGACGGUGGAUCUCCUGUGCUCCAUAUUUCCCUCCGAGGUUGCCCAGCAGCUGUGGCAAGGGCAGGUUGUGCAAGCCAAGAAGUUCAGUAAUGUCACCAUGCUUUUCUCAGACAUCGUGGGGUUCACUGCCAUCUGCUCGCAGUGCUCGCCGCUGCAGGUCAUCACCAUGCUCAAUGCACUCUACACUCGCUUUGACCAGCAGUGUGGGGAGCUGGAUGUCUACAAGGUGGAGACCAUUGGUGAUGCGUAUUGUGUGGCUGGGGGAUUGCACAAAGAAAGUGACACCCAUGCCGCCCAGAUAGCACUGAUGGCCCUCAAGAUGAUGGAGCUCUCUGAUGAAGUCAUGUCUCCCCAUGGAGAACCUAUCAAGAUGAGGAUUGGACUGCAUUCCGGGUCAGUGUUUGCUGGAGUCGUUGGCGUUAAAAUGCCUCGCUACUGUCUUUUUGGAAACAAUGUCACCUUGGCCAACAAAUUCGAGUCCUGCAGCAUACCACGGAAGAUUAACGUCAGCCCAACGACGUACAGAUUACUCAAAGACUGCCCUGGCUUUGUGUUUACCCCUCGUUCAAGGGAGGAACUUCCACCAAACUUCCCCAGUGAAAUUCCUGGAAUCUGUCAUUUUCUGGAAGCUUAUGAACCAGCAACAAAUUCAAAACCGUGGUUCCAGAAGAAAGAUGUUGAAGAUGGCAAUGCCAAUUUUUUAGGCAAAGCCUCAGGAAUAGAUUAACAAAAUAUGUAUCUGAUUAUUAGUCUUUGGGUUUUGACUCCUAUGAGCAUGUGUGGAAUCUCUGAAAGCACUUUAAGAUUGAAAUGACUAAGAAUAGUAUUAAAAUUUCAGGAACUAAGUCACGAUCUACUUUUCUUCCACUUAACAUGACAAAAAUGUAUUCACUUCAAACCUUCAGAG